Molecule: messenger RNA, 2092 nt
Organism: Impatiens glandulifera
Lineage: Eukaryota; Viridiplantae; Streptophyta; Magnoliopsida; Ericales; Balsaminaceae
Product: serine/arginine repetitive matrix protein 2-like
Exons: 5
Coding region: 204-1832 (542 amino acids)
Biological process (GO): cortical microtubule organization
Cellular component (GO): cortical microtubule
Source: RefSeq, a predicted model, not a curated record
UUACCUUUUUUCUAUUUUUCUCUCUCAUCUAUUAAAAACAAUAAAACAUUCGAAGGCCAGAGCUGGAUUAGUGAGAUCCUGAAAGCGAAUCUAAGCGAGAGUUGAUGGUGGAGGAUUGAUAUUGGCUUGAUUGAUAAAUGCGGCGGCGCUUUGAUUUUGAGUUCCAUUGUUAGGGCACGAUUUUCCUCCUAAUCUGUUUCGAGAUGAAUCGAGGUCUUAGGGCUCCGGAGAGGCCCCAAAUUAGGAGUCUAAGAACAUCGAUGGUGAAGGAGAAGGAUGAAGAUCUCGCAUUAUUUCUGGACAUGCGGAAACGGGAGAAAGAACGCGAUGAUGAUCUGUUGCUUCAGAAUACACAACUGCUUGAAGCUCCUCCUUUAGGUGCAGAACAGGGGAGAUCUUCUUCUACACGUGCCCCAGCAAGGAAAAAUUAUUCUGAUGAUUUCUUGAAUUCCGAGAAUGAUAAAAAUGAAUAUGACUGGCUUUUAGCUCUCCCUGGUACUCGUCGUUUGCCUCCAGUGGAGAUGGAAAAACCUAGAACGGUUAUGAAUCAGGUUGGGACAUCAAAAGCUCGCCCUGUGGCCCUGAAAUCCAGAGUAGCAAAUACUCAGUCAGAGGCUUUUGGCAAGAGUAAUUUGGCAUCUAGACAGCCUACUGCAGCUUCUGGCUUGAAUACUAGUUCAAAUUCUACAGGGCUUCGCAGAGCCUCAGCAGCAUCGGCUGGUCCAGGAUCAACAAGACCUUCUACACCAACUAGACGUCCAACAUUAAGUUCAUCACCCAAACCCACUUUGACAUCAUCUAAAACCAUUCCAUCAAGAACAUCGAAACCAACAACGACAACUACUACAUCUAAGCCAGCAAGAUCUUCCACUCCAACCUCCUCCAGGUCAACAACAUUGUCUACAAAUAAGUCUACAGUUCCAGCAAGAUCAUCUACCCCAACCAGACCCAGACCCUCUAUACCUUCAUCUAUGCCCCAAUCGAGGUCAGCAACUCCAACUCGUAGACCAACUGUCACAAAUACAUCUGCCUCUUCUGUUAAGUCUAAUUCAGCUUCUGCACAACCAAGAGCAAGUUCUCCAACUGUGAAACCUAAAUCAUGGAAUCCUUUGGAAAUGCCGGGAUUUUCACUUGAUGCACCACCAAAUUUAAGGACAACCUUACCUGACAGGCCUCUUUCAGCUAGUAGGGGAAGGCCUGGAGCAACAAACUCCUCUCGAUCUUCUUCUGUUGAGCCGCCGAUGGGCAACACUGGAAGGGUCAGAAGACAAUCAUGCUCUCCCUCGAGAGGGCGAGCCCCCAAUGGAGUUAUUCAUGGUAGCGGAAGCUCUGUUCCAGCAAUGAGCCGCUUACAUGCUAAAGCUAAUGACAAUAUCAGUCCUGUUCUGAUGGGAACUAAAAUGGUUGAAAGAAUGAUUAAUAUGCGGAAACUGGCACCACCAAGACAAGAUGAUAAACACUCUCCUUUGAGUAACUUAUCCGGUAAAUCCUCUUCUCCAGAUGGUUCGGGCUUUGGAAGGACAAUUUCUAAGAAAUCAUUGGAUAUGGCUAUCAGACAUAUGGAUAUAAGAAGGACAAUUCCAGGUAGUUUACGGCCAUUGAUGACAAAUAUCCCAGCUUCAUCUAUGUACAGUGUGAGAACAGGCCAUUCCCAGAGCAGAACAGUUAGCGUUUCGGAUUCCCCUCUUGCAACUAGCAGCAGCAAUGGCAGUUCUGAAAUGAGCGUUAACAACUGGUUAUACCCAGAAGGAGGGAAUGAAGUGGAUGAAGGUAUUAGCAGCAGCAGGAAAUGUACUAUUCUGUCCCCAUCGUCCAGUGCACGAGGCAGGUGAUGUGACCAUUUUACCCCUCUUUUGUCUAAUGGCGGAUGUAAUCGCAUUUGUUGUUUAGUUUGGGCGAGGUUGUAAGUACAACGAAUCUUGCUUGCCCGGGAAACCCGAUUGUUGUCUCGGCUUAUUAAUUAUGAUAUACGAUCCAUGUAAAGUCAAUUGGAUUAAUUAAGACAGAUAUAAAGAGCUAUGUGUUUUGGUUAAUUGUUACAUUUUUAGUAGGUAAGUUUAAGUUGCAAUCAAGUAUUUGAUUUUUGCAUGGA